CAACGGUGUGUUGCGUUGUUGGCGGUGUAGGGUUUAGUAGCCACUACCGUUCAACUAUUACUUCUCUUUCCAGAAGCCGAAACCCUCUGCUUCUUCCGCGUCUUCUUCUUCUCUUCUCUUUUCGAAGCUUCUCGAACUCCACCAAUGGCCGAAACCAUCGUGAUCCAAACGGAGCCUCCGAAUCCGCCGGAUCCUUCUUCGUCCACUACUACUACCGCCGCUCCUCCUGUGCUGUCCAGAAAAAUCGUGUUUCUUCCCGUCAAGAAGCCCUUCAAGGGUUUCUCCAACCAUUUCCACGUCGAAACCCUAAACCCUUCCUCCUCCUCCGAACCUCGCCCCUCCGGUUCCGUCGCUAAGAAACAUGACGCUUCCGAAUUCUCCGAGUACGGCUUGGAUCCGGAGUUCAGCUUCGGAAUUACCUUCCGCAGAAUAGGAGCUGGAUUGCGAAAUCUAGGAAACACUUGUUUUCUCAAUUCAGUAUUGCAGUGUUUGACGUAUACAGAACCUCUAGCUGCGUAUCUGCAAAGUGGGAAGCAUAAAACUUCAUGCCACGUUGCUGGAUUUUGUGCUCUGUGUGCAAUACAGAAUCAUGUUAGCCGUGCACUGCAAUCGACUGGGAGAAUAUUAGCCCCAGAGGAUUUGGUCGGGAAUCUGCGAUGCAUAUCACGAAAUUUCCGAAAUGCAAGGCAGGAGGAUGCACAUGAGUAUAUGGUGAAUUUACUUGAGUGUAUGCAUAAAUGUUGCCUGCCUUCUGGCAUACCAAGCGAAUCACCUGGUGCUUAUGAGAAAAGUUUUGUUCAUAAAAUUUUUGGUGGUCGUCUCAGGAGUCAGGUGAAAUGCCACCAGUGUUCUUAUUGCUCCAACAAAUUUGAUCCUUUCUUAGAUUUAAGUCUUGAAAUAUUCAAGGCAGAUUCAUUGCAAAAAGCACUUUCAAAUUUCACGGCUGCAGAAUGGUUGGAUGGAGGGGAGAAGGAGUACCAUUGUCAGCGGUGCAAACAGAAAGUUAAGGCUCUCAAACAGCUAACAAUACAUAAGGCACCUUAUGUGCUAACGAUCCACUUAAAGCGGUUUCAUGCCCAUGAUACUGGACAAAAGAUUAAAAAGAAGGUUCAAUUUGGCUGUGCACUGGACUUGAAACCUUUUGUCAGUGGCUCAAAUGAUGGAGAUGUGAAGUACUCUCUAUAUGGUGUUCUGGUUCAUGCUGGUUCCAGCACUCAUUCUGGACACUAUUACUGCUAUGUUCGCACUUCAAAUAACAUGUGGUAUACCUUGGAUGACAACCGGGUAAGUCAUGUAAGUGAGCGGGAAGUUUUAAACCAGCAAGCAUACAUGUUGUUUUAUGUUCGUGAUAGAAAAAGUAUUGUUCCAAGGAAGCCUGUUGACAUUGCUAAGAAGGAAAAUAUGAAGACUAAUUUGAAUGUAAAUAGAGAAUCUUCAACUUCAAACCAUGUAUUGAAGGAAUAUCCAAAUGGUACCGUCGAAAAUAAAGCUGAGAAGGGUGCUCUAGUUCUGCAAAAGCAUAGUGUCAUAUUAGCAGAAAACUUGAUACAAAGUAAAAGACAUGGAUCUGAACUUUCUUCCAAGGCACAGGCACAGAAAGACUCACCGGAUGAACUGUCUGUAGCUAAAUCAGAACUUGGAUGCUUGUCAUCAUUAGAUCACUCUGGAAAAGAUUAUAGUCUCCCUCAUAAUCUGAAAUCUUUAACUGCACCAGUUGGAAAAAAUAGUUUGCGCAAUGAGAAUGUAAUUUCAAAAGAGGGCAUUAAAGAUUCUCCUUCAAUAGUGCCCUCAUCCACUAAUCCCCAGAAUGUUGAACUCACUACUGAAUGGAAACCUCAGUCUCUGAAGAAAAAUCUUGUCAAGAUAGUUGAUGUUGCUGCACCUCAAGAUUCAAGCACAAAUAUGACCAAUGGCAUUUGCCCUAAGACAUCACUAAUUCAUCUGAAAGUUAACCAUCAGCUUGGAACUUCUGCAAUUGGUUCGGUGUGUGAGAAAGCAAGUAGUGUGGUGCAUGAAGAUCUGGUUGGUUCCCAGGGACUGAUUCUUAAUAAGUCAGUAAAUACAUCUUUGAAUACAGAGAGUCUUAAUCAAAAGCCUUUGAAAAAAUCAAAAAAGAAGUUCCUUAAGUAUCAGGUAUCUUGGAUGCAUCUUCGCCCAAUCUUCUAUUACAUGGCAUACUUGGGCCCACGGAAGAAGAAUCACAAAAGAAUUAAACGCCGCACUUUGAGUAUGAAGAAUCCAAACAAAGACAAGCUUGAUAAGCUUGCUUUCUCAUCAGAAGAUGCCAAACCUGAUGUAUUUCCUUGUCUAUCAAGUUGUUCUGAUAGUAAAGCAACCAAGGCUGGUUAUAGACCUAGUGCUAAUUUUAAAUCUAGUGAUGAAUCUCUAAUAGAGACUAGGGCUGAAGGGGAAUUUAGGAAGAGAAUUGAUCAUAGCUGUGCUGUGCUUGCAUCAGCGGCGCAAAUUGAAAAUAUAUCUGGAAGUGGUUCAGUAGUAAGUCAAUUUGAAGCUAGACAGGCUGAUAGUGCACAAGAUAGUACAAGAGAUCAAAUGCAUAAUGGUUUAAUGAGUAUGCCUAAUGGAGGUCCAGAGGAGACAGUUGUUGCUCGAUGGGAUGAUAUAGAAUUACCUUCAUCUCAGCAUUUGGAGUCAAAGAAUGACAAAACUGUCAGCAUUGGAUAUGUUGGGGAUGAAUGGGAUGAAGAAUAUGAUAAAGGGAAGAGGAAGAAGAUAAGGGGCUUCAAGCAUAGCUUUGGUGGGCCUAAUCUUUUCCAAGAAAUUGCUGUCGAGAAAUCGAAGUUUAAAAGGGCAAAGUUUGACCAAUCUUGCUCAGGGAACCCUCCAUUUAGGAUAUGACAUCCAGAAGAACUCUAUGCCUUCUAUUGCUUGGAGGCUUCUUUUGUAGCAAUUUUGUCAAACGCUGAAAGUGUAAUGAAGAGAGCACCUACCUUAUUCUUUUCUCCAGUAAAAAAAUUUGUUUGGUGGUUCACAUCAUUGUCUUUGGGACAGAGCCGCAGAGGGUUGGGUUUUUGUGCACCGGUAUAUUCCUGUUGGACAUUUCUCAUUUUGAGACUGUAUUAUUGUAGGAGCUGCACGCCGUAGCUCAGAAGUUUUGUUCAUGAUUUUAAAUCAUUCAAGACAAUUUGUAUUUCAGUUUUAUGUUACGAAGCGUGUUUAUCGUGUACCCGAAGUUGUAUUUUGGUUUGAGUUUGGAUUAGGUACUAAAUUUUUAUGUACUAUUAAUUUCUAGGAAAAAUUGUAAGAUAGUUAAUUUAUAUUCUAAUUCAUGAAUGUAAGUCUGUUUUUGUUUGGAUUACAUAAAAGGAAAUGUUUUCGUGUA
Molecule: messenger RNA, 3340 nt
Organism: Glycine soja
Lineage: Eukaryota; Viridiplantae; Streptophyta; Magnoliopsida; Fabales; Fabaceae
Product: ubiquitin carboxyl-terminal hydrolase 23-like
Exons: 11
Coding region: 145-2856 (903 amino acids)
Biological process (GO): protein deubiquitination
Cellular component (GO): cytosol; nucleus
Molecular function (GO): cysteine-type deubiquitinase activity; cysteine-type endopeptidase activity
Source: RefSeq, a predicted model, not a curated record